GAUAAGCGUCGAGAAUUCCUCUGUCAUACCAACAUGUCUGCGUCCUUUGGAUAACGUGAAUGUAAACAUGCCCGUGACUAUAAACCUUAAAAAUCCUACCCUGAUUUGAGCUUUCGUACAGAAUCAGUCGCGAUCAAGCGGAAUGGCCCUCCGUGCGUGCAGCUGGGCUGUAAGAAAUUCAGUCUGCGCCUCAAGGUUGUCUGUCCUGUCAGGUCGACACGAACAUGCGUUGCUUUUCCUCAGAACGGGCAUUGCAGCUCACAGCCGGCGGACGAAUGGACUGAGCUUCACCCCUGUCUGUUUUAUUACGUCUGAUGCAUUUUUGAACAGACUAGCAAAAGGCAAAGUGGCAGAGCAAGAUGACAGCGGAUAUCACCACCCAACCUCAGUUCCGCCGCACCACGGCGAACAACUAUCUCUGUUAAUGAGAGAACCGGAUCAACCCGAGACCUCAAGGGUUCUGAAAGUGGCCAUAGUGGGUUCCCCAAACGCUGGGAAGUCCACUCUAUCUAACCAGCUGCUUGGCAGAAAGGUCUUUGCUGUGUCCAAGAAAGUACACACGACACGGUCGAAAACCCUCGGUGUACUGACCGAGGAUGACACGCAAAUAAUUCUGCUAGACACACCAGGUCUCACCACUGCAUCGAAGGUUAAAAGACACAACCUGGAGAGCUCCCUGCUGUCAGAUCCCUGGAGCACCGUGAAGGAAGCCGACCUGAUGCUGGUCAUGGUGGAUGUGGCAGACAAAUGGGCCUGUGAGAAGCUGGACCUGGAGGUGCUGAAGGUCCUGGCUAAGCACCCGGAAGUCCCCGCAGUGCUGGUGCUCAAUAAGACGGACCUGGUCAAGAACAAAGUCAAGCUGCUGGACGUGACGGCCCACCUGACGUGUGGCGUGGUGAACGGCCAGAAGCUGCAGGUCAGGAGGGUGGUCCGACCGCGCCGGGCUGCGGCCGGGACCCCCGCAGAGGCCGCGCCGCCCCCGCCCGCCGAGUCCGCCCCCCGAGACACGCCCCAGGGCGAGUCUCCGUCCGUGGGCAGCGACGCCAGCCCGGCCGGGACCCCGAGCCAGGAGCCACUGAGCCAGGAGCCACUGAGCCAGGGGCCACUGAGCCAGGAGCCACUGAGCCAGGGGCCACUGAGCCAGGAGCCACUGAGCCAGGAGCCACUGAGCCAGGAGCCACUGACCCAGGAGCCACUGAGCCAGGAGCCACUGAGCCAGGGGCCACUGAGCCAGGGGCCACUGACCCAGGGGCCACUGAGCCAGGAGCCACUGAGCCAGGGGCCACUGAGCCAGGGGCCACUGAGCCAGGGGCCACUGAGCCAGGAGCCACUGGGGCCGCUGAAGAGCCGGCAGGGCUGGCCCCAUUUCAGGGACGUCUUCAUGGUGUCCUCCGUGGACCAGGAGGACGUGGACGCGCUGAAGCGGUACUUGGUGGUGGAGGCCAAGGCCGGACCCUGGCACUACCACAGUGAGGUUCUGACCGACCAGACCCCUGAAGAGGUCUGCGCCAACAUAGUCCGAGAGAAGCUUCUGGAGAACCUGCGCCAGGAAGUGCCCUACACCAUGACUCAGUCCAUUGAGUUCUGGAGCGAAAAUGAAAAUGGAGAGCUGGACAUUGCAGUGAAACUUUACGUCAAGAAAGAAGCACACAUGAAGAUGGUGAUUGGCACGGCGGGUCAGAUGGUGGCACGUAUCGCCCGCGAGGCGGGACAAGACAUGAGCAACAUCUUCCUGAGGGAGGUCCGACUGAGGCUCUCCGUCAAGCUGAAGAACUGAAGAGCCAGAGACGUAUCCAAAUGAUUUAGAGACCGUUAAGAGAUGGGUGGGGGAGAGGGGUGGGGGGGGCGUCCUUGGAUUGAAGGGACAACCUUCAGUGUUUCCUUUAUCUGAAAACCGACAGCACGGACCCUACAAUAGAUGUGACAGGGAUGAUGUGUCCUGCAAACUCAUAAAACCACCCGUUAUAUUUUAUUAACUUGAAUCCAUGCGAACCCGAUGAACUGCUUAUGUAAUGUAACGUGACGCCAUUUAAGAAAAUAUUUGAGUCUAUUUAUACGUGUAAGUAUGUGCUGUAAUUAUGUGUUAAAGAGUCAGUUGAUAAUUUCAGUUGAAUAAGUUGCACACAAUAAAAAAAAAAUCAUGUUUUGGAAA
This is a messenger RNA of Gadus morhua (Atlantic cod), 2152 nucleotides long. It is a transcript of the gene eral1, whose product is annotated as Era-like 12S mitochondrial rRNA chaperone 1. Gene Ontology annotation, molecular function: rRNA binding; GTP binding; ribosomal small subunit binding. Gene Ontology annotation, cellular component: mitochondrial matrix. The coding region runs from base 143 to 1777 and encodes 544 amino acids. Gene Ontology annotation, biological process: ribosomal small subunit assembly. The transcript is spliced from 11 exons. Lineage: Eukaryota; Metazoa; Chordata; Actinopteri; Gadiformes; Gadidae. The record is from RefSeq and is a predicted model, not a curated record.